GGUCUCCCUGCCACAACUACAUACCAUCCUUCCCAACCCGCCGUGAUCUGAGGGUUGCUACCGCUCUUUCCAACAUGGCCUUUGCUUCGAUAAAUACGUCGGGCAUCGAUGCCCCUGCUCCAAUGUCUAUUAACAUCCCCGCGAUCGAGGAGGCAUUCGCCGCCGAACCUUCCCUAAAGAAGCGGGUCUACGAUGCAAUCAGCUCCACACCGCAACAUGCGCCCUUAUUUGAGGAUAUUGCCCGAUACACUACAAACCUGCAGGUCAGGAAGAACGCCUUGAACACCCCUGUCUCUCACGUUCAAACACCCAGUGACGGCCCAGCUGCGAAGAAGCGGAAGCUACAGAACGGAGAUGGUGUAGGAAAUGGCAUCUCGUCUACGAAUGUGAAGGCAGACGCGCCGCUCCAGUUCUACAUGAAAGAUGUUUCCUUCGCGGUCCCGCAGCGGAAAAAGUUCACGCUGGAAAUCACCACCGGGCAGGGUCUGCUCCGGGCGAGAAAUCAGACCUCCAAAGAGGUCGAGUUCGGGGUCCCGAUUGAUAGAAUACAACAUAUCCUCUGCCUUCCUGUGCCGGAGAAAACCCAGCGACAAUUCAAUUUCUGCGUGAUUCCUUGCUUUGCAGACGGCAUCAAUGCCCCCCCCGAAGGUGAAACAGCCGCGGAGUCGAUGGUCUGGACGAUCGCCGAUGGCCCUCCCAAGACUGCAUUCUCGGGAAAUGGACAACAGCUGGGUACCGGCGGUGACGAAAGUGCAGAGGGGCUGAUCCGACGGAUAUUGAACGAGAACCUGACUCAGACGAAAGUCGUGCGGCCCGAUGACAGGGAGUUUGUUAGUGCGAUGCCAGAGCCGCACCGUAAGACGGAAAAGGCGUACCAUGUGAAAGCGUUUCGUGGGAGUAAAGAGGGAUAUCUCUUCUUCCUCUCCAACGGAAUCUUGUUCGGCUUCAAAAAGCCAUUGGUCUUCUUCUCAUUUGAGAAUAUCGAGUCGAUAUCAUACACAUCGGUUCUCCAACGGACAUUCAACCUCAACGUCAUUGCUCGCCCCACGAUCAGCACGGGCGACGACACCAUGGAGUUUGAAUUUUCCAUGAUCGACCAGGCCGACUACGCCGGAAUCGACACCUACAUCAAGCGACACGGCCUGCAGGAUGCCAGUCUAGCGGAGGCGCGGCGCGCCAAACGGUACAAUGUUAACGGAGCCAAGGGAGAGGAGGGACCCGUUGGCGCUGAGGCUGAUACCGGAGCUUACGAAGAGAGCGAGCUGCAAAAGGCUGAGCGGGAGCUUGAAGACCAGGAGGAUGAGGACGAAGAAGACUACGAUCCCGGGAGUGAUGGUGAGAGCGAGGGAAGUGGAACAAGCAGUGACGAAGACGAAGACGAGGAUGGCGAGGGUGAUGAGGACGACGAGGACGACGAGGACGAGGAAGACAGGGAUCUUGUCAAGGAAGAGCUCGGCAGUGAGGCGGAGGAUAUUCCUGAAGAUGAGUUGUAGCCUGUGGUUGUAUACCCUGUAUACUAUGUCCCCUACUUUUUGGUUUACGGGGUUAUAAAAUUCAAUGAUUGAAUACGGUGUCAGUCAAUAGAUCGACUGGUAACCGGGUAGGUAGUGACGGACGAACCUUUUUAACUACGGAUCAAAGGAUUGUAUGAAUAAACAUGAUCCCCAGGUAGUUUUGUUACUAAGGAUACCCAAAUAUGCCCGGCUAUCUCAAACCUGGAACAGAUUACAUUAUGACGUCGAAAGUACCUCAUAGCUUGGAACAGCAUUUGGACAGUUGACUGCUCGCCAACUACU
Messenger RNA from Penicilliopsis zonata CBS 506.65, 1796 nucleotides. RefSeq lists its product as hypothetical. The transcript is spliced from 4 exons. NCBI's taxonomy places the organism in Eukaryota, Fungi, Ascomycota, Eurotiomycetes, Eurotiales, Aspergillaceae. The record is from RefSeq and is a predicted model, not a curated record. The coding region runs from base 75 to 1493 and encodes 472 amino acids. Gene Ontology annotation, molecular function: histone binding; nucleosome binding.